CCCCCCGGCUGCCUUGGCUCGCGCUCCUCGGUAGAAAGCAAGCGCUGCUACUUCUCUGCUGAACCAGAGCAUCCAAAAAAGUCUGGAAUUUAAAGAGAAAAGAUCGCAAUCUGCCCAUGCGGAAAUAGACGGAGAUUUCAUGUCACCCAAAUUGCGUCCGACUGGUGGACUGGGAACCAGAGUGUUUACUUCGGAAAUUAGGAUUUAAUUUUAAGGACUCAAAAAACAUACUUUUCUUUUUUUCCACAUUAUUUACACCAGUUAUAUUGGUACAUAUGCGUGCAUAUUUGUGUCGGGGAGCAAGGUGGACCUGAAGGGUUUCUUUGUUUUUUUUUCUCAGAGAAGCAAAAGUGUCUUCAGUUGGAUCAAAGUGAAUUUUCACAUCGAGAAGCAGCAUGGACGUGCUGGCGAAUUAUAGUAUUUUUCAGGAACUCCAGCUCGUGCAUGACACGGGCUACUUCUCCGCGAUGCCUUCCCUGGAAGACAGCUGGCAGCAGACGUGCCUGGAGCUGGAGCGGUACCUGCAGACGGAGCCCAAGCGUCUGUCUGAGCUCUUCGAUGAGGGUCUGGAGGGCCUUCUCACGCCGGCCUUCCUGAAGGGGGACAGUGAAGAUGAGCUGUCGGAUCCGCUGGUGCCCGGUCCGGCCGAGCGGUCCGGCACGCAGACACAGCCCGUGCCACAACCCCCCCCCAGCGGGGUCAACGCCGCCCAGCUGAGUGCGGUAACAUCUCUCACGCCGCCUUCGUCACCGGAACUGGGCCACCACCAGAUUAAACCACCACCACUGCCCGCGGUGACACCCACCGUAUCCGCCUCUGAGGGGACACUGACGCUUAAGCUGGUGGCCAAGCGGGUGGGGCUGGCGGGGGCCAGGCUGGUAGCAGCCCGGGCGCUGCCUUCACUCACGGGCCACGGCGUGCUGAGCGAUGAGGGCGAACAGGAUGGACCAGGGGUCCUGCCAGGGGGAGGCGAUCUACCAGAGAGCAAGAAGAGAGUCCAUCGCUGUCAGUUUAAUGGCUGCAGGAAGGUGUAUACCAAGAGUUCCCACCUGAAGGCCCACCAGAGGACUCACACAGGUGAGAAGCCGUACAAAUGCUCGUGGGAAGGCUGCGAGUGGCGCUUCGCCCGCAGCGACGAGCUGACGCGGCAUUACCGCAAACACACCGGCGCCAAGCCCUUCAAGUGCAACCACUGUGACAGGUGUUUUUCCAGGUCAGACCACCUGGCCCUGCACAUGAAGCGGCACGUCUGAAUCAGCGCGCGCGGAUGUUUGUGUGUGUGAGCGUGAGAGAGCGAGAGAGAGACGACGAGCAGAGUGGGGAGCGUCGGCGCUCCGUUCAGGGAGGACACCCGACGAAGACCAUCUCGGGGGGACGUCGGAGGGCCGUCCAGAAUGCGCCGAGGCGGCAGAGGGCAGCGUGACGGAGUGACAGCUAACGGGCUCGCCUUUAACAUAUGCACACAGCCCAACCAUCUCCCUUUCGUCAGCAGAUUAGCCAUGCCUUACCUGGCUGGAGCUGGGAGUCAGACACUGCCAAGCAAUUUUGCUGAUCCAAGUUAUUCCCCAUUUACUGUUUUUUUCCAUUACAUAAAACCCAGAGAGACUUUGGAAAAAGAAAAGCAGAAAGAACAUUUGCAGACGUUGAAUGUCAGCUCACGGAAGUGGCGGGACUCUUGAGGUUUCGGUUAAGGUCUUAGGAUAAUUCUUUUGUGAUUUUUUUUUCCCCUUCUGUUUUCCAACUCUCAUGGGUCAUUUUCACAGUCUAAAAACUGCAGUUAUCUCAACCACAAAAAAGGCCACUAGACUUAACAUCUACAUGGAGAAGCGUGGCAGCAGAAGCCUUGGGGCACUGAAGCCGAUGAGGGGGAGUGUUUAAAGGGCAGGACCCCUGUUCUCUCACCGUCAGGCGUGUUACCCACCCGGCAGACCCAAGAUCGGCACAGAAGCACAUUCUCACCUUUUAACAAAGCAGCUCUCAUGUCUUUUAUUCGUAAUUUUAGGUAAUUAUGUCUUAAUACACAUUUAAUUGUUUGCUCUCUUUCCGGAAGGCAGAAUGUCCACAUAUGGAGGAAAAUAUAAACUCUGCAAGAAAAACAGAGGAGAUGAAAGGAAACUUUGAGGAACGGCUUCAUGGUUUCUGGCACAAAAUGAAAGCAAGUUCUGUUUUUCAUUUUCUGUUCUUGAAUUUUUGUCAAAACAGUUGUCUACAAAGCAAACUUUGGACAGGUACCAUAGCCAAAAUCCCCACUGGAGAGUUAGACGAAGGUGUGAUGCAGGCUGGCACCAGUGACUCGAACGUUUGUCUUUGAACAAGGUGCUUAUCCAUGCCUUCGGGAACUAUAGCACCCCCCGCUUGGCCAGCAGGGCAAUGCAAGUUUCAAAACUGUUAACAGUUUCAAUGUUGCCUGUGCAUUUUUCAAACAGGAAGAUGAAGACUCAUGAAAAACCCAAAAAUACAAAAAAAAAGAAAACUGGUCACAUAUACAGACAGGACAAUUUCCAUGCUGGACGUGCAUGGAGGUGUUAGGGGUUAAGUACACACACACAAUUCAAAGCAAAACACUGCAUGGUGAACUCACGUACAGAUUGCUACAUACUUUUCCUGUCCCAGAACUUUCACAGUAGAAUUUUAGGGUUUUUGUUAUAUUACUUGGGACUGUGACUUUGGAAUUAGAAAUGAGCACAUUACCACCUUUUCUCCUUUUUCACUGUAACACAAAGCAUGUUUCCAGUUAAUUCUAAUGGCAUUAUUAUGAGUCCAUUAUCAUCACCAUACUCUGCUAUCUUGUGGUCAUCACCAUACUCUUCUUUCCUCCUCGUGGUCAUCACCAUGCUUUGCCAUGAUUGUCAUGGUCAUCACCAUGCUCUGUUAUCUCAUGGUCAUCACUAUGCUUUGCUAUCCUUCUCAUGAUCAUCACCAUGCCGUGCUAUUCUCCUUGUGGUCUUCACCAUGCUGGCCUUCUUGCCGUCUUUACCAUGUUUUGCCAUCCUCCUUUUGGUCAUCACCAUGCUCUGCUAUCCUUCUCAUGGUCAACAACAUGCUGUGCCAUCCUCCUCAUAGUCUUCAUUAUGCUCUUCUAUCCUUCUUGUGGGCUUUACCAUGCUCUGCUAUCCUUUUUGUGGUCAUUACCAUGCUCUGGUAUCCUGCUGAUGGUCAUUACCAUGCUUUUCUGUCUGUCAUGUGGUCUUCACCAUGCUCUAAUAUCCUUUCUGUGGUCUUCACCAUGCUCUGCUGUCUUUUUUGUGGUCUUCACCAUGGUCUGGUAUCCUUCUUGUGGCUGUGACCAUGCUCUGCUAUCCUUCUCAUGGUCUUCACCAUGCUCUGGUAUCCUUCUUGUGGUUGUGACCAUGCUCUGGUAUCCUUCUCAUGGUCUUCACCAUGCUUUGGUAUCCUUCUUGUGGUCAUGACCAUGCUGUGGUAUCCUCGUGGUCAUCACACUCUCUGCUGUCCUUCUGACUGCAUGGACCUUUGCAGAGAGGGCAACCCAUGCUGGAUGUAACCGAUCCUCCUGGACAAUCCUGUACAGCCUUCAGGGAGCAGUGCCACCCAGCCUGGCCAAUACCAAAAACCUGUAGCACGUACCUGCCAGCAUGUGGUGCCAGGGUCAGGGGUCUUUCACAUGGCACCACUGCCCCCUGUGUGCCCACCACAAGCAGACCGACAUCCUUUCUCCACGACUUGCCACGUACAUACCUAUUUCAACUGUCUGUUUUUCUACUAAUAGGAUUGUUUUCUUCAACACUAAGAACUUAUGCCAAAUUUUUAUUGGGAAGUGGGGUAUAUUUUCUAUGUUUACAUACAAUGGAGUUGCCAUUGUGGCACUGCUAGUGCGGGAUGGCGUGCAAGCCUGUGUCUGUGUGUCUGUGCCCAGAUGUGGUGAUGGUCGCUGUGGUAAUGCUUCUGCAUCACUAUGGUCUUGUGGUGGCAUUGCAGUGAGACUGUAGUAACAUAUGUCCUGGCCACCUGGUCAGAACAGUGAGCUCCUUGAUGCUGUUGGCCUUGUUGUUCAUUGUACUUGGACUUUACCUUUGACUGCCAAACAGAGGAACAGUCUCCUCUUUCAGAUCCACCUUCCCUCUGCUUAUUUAUGUAGCUUGGUAGCUUGUGCCGACACUGUCAUCCUAACCCUCCAAGCUGUACAUGUCAGUCAGUAUCUGUUCCCAGUCUCUACUGCCCAACGAUGCCAGUCUGAGUUAUGAUGAGUAGCAUGAGGUUGCUGAAGGGGGAAUGUAGCUCUGACCUUGGGGAUAUCUUUUUGCAGAGUAGUUAAAUGCUGAUUGGGAAAUCCCAUCCAAUUUACCUGUUUGUCAAAGCAAUUCCUGUCCUUGUGCAACUUGCGACACCACAAUCAUUUUGUGAGCGUGGCCACAUAAUUGUGGUCUCCCUCCAUCCAGGAACAUCUGUGACUGGUAACCACAUUCCUGCACAGUUUCCUCCAAAGGGACAGAAAUGAUUCAAGUGAAUGUGGUUAUGGAUAGAAGGGAAGGCUUUAAACCAACAGAAAUUGUACAAAACAAGGCACUAGCAACCACACACAAAACAGUCUGUUAGCCUACUGAGAAAAUAGAUUUGUCUAUUUCCAAGGCAAGUUACAAAAGAGAUAUUAAGACAAACAAAUGUCCCUCCUAUUUUUGGAGGUUUGUUAUGUGUCCUGUCCCAUCAUGUCUGGGGAUGAUGUACGAAGGUUGGAAUCACCUCUCCAGGAAAAAUGCACACUCAUGCAUUACACAAAAAUGAGCCAUAACAUAUAGUAAUUGGAGAGUGAAGGAACAGGUGACGUUUGACCAUUCUGUGCGACCUCUUCAGUAAAUAUAAGUGGAACAAAUCCACUUGCUGCAAAGUUCGUGCUGGAAUUGUAUCUGGUUCUUGAAAGAUACAGUGACAGCAACAUUCAGCAUACCAGACAUACAGACAAAGUGGUCACUUUGACCUGAAGGUACCAGGCAGUGGAGGGGGGGGGGAUUUUGUGUUGAGCAUUUAACUGAUAAAAUGUUGCAAAAUAGCACAGACACGGAGUCUACAUGCAGGAUGCACCUUACGAAGCAGGACCAGAGGCCCAACACUUCUUGUCUCAGGGUCCUGAUGUCAUCUGGCAUUUGGCAGCUUCACACCUAACAUUCCCACUCAAGCGCCGGGCAGAGGCCAAUGAUGUAAGCUGGUUAGAUCCACCUUAAGCGUCUGGAUGAGUCUUUUUGAGUCGGCGAAUUGCAACACGAUUAUACAACACACACCAAGCGUAUCCUAGCACAGCGUGUGAAAGGCAGCGAACACCUUCUCAGCCCGAUGGAGACUCUGUUGGCCCACGUGCUUCGGGGACCAGAUUCAAACAGCGCACCCAUUGGCUGAGUUUAAGUUGAAAGUGCUGUCGGCUGUUUGGUUCCGGUUGCCCCUGAGGUGGAUGGUCCGUUAGGCCGGGUUCCCAGUGCACUGCAGCGGGUUCCACCCAUCCACCUGCCCUGCUCAUCCUAAGUAAGUUGGUUCCCCACCAGCGUUUCUCCAUCUUUUGCUGACCCUGGCUGCGCGUCGCAGAUGGAGCAUCUCCGAAGAUCCGGCCGAUCUCCUCAGCUUCUCUGUGGCCCUCGUUUCACGGCCAACAGCAGCGUCUCCCACAGCAGCUCCCUCACAUUCCGACUGCAGGCUCUUUAACCAGCCAUUCCGCUUCCAGGCUGGACUUCCCAACACCAUUCACGGCCCCUUACUGGUCAGAGCCCCCUGAGCUCACAUCAUCCGCUCUCAGCUCCUCACCUACCCCCUUCUCACUUUCCCUCCUUUUUUAUUUGCUGUACAAAGUGUUUAAAAUAUUAUUUGUAUUAUAUGAUGUUAGUAUGGUAAUGUUCUUUAUUAAGGAAAAAGAAGAAUUUAUUUUUGUUACUGGUCUGUUUCAUAAUUCUUUUUUAAAUUGGUAUUGUAAGAUAUCUAUGCAAGAACCGUUCUGUGGAGCAUUUUUAUUUAAGAAUGUAAUAUGUGUAAUAAAUGGUAGAAUCUA
This is a messenger RNA of Paramormyrops kingsleyae, 5989 nucleotides long. Its product is annotated as Krueppel-like factor 7. The record is from RefSeq and is a predicted model, not a curated record. Lineage: Eukaryota; Metazoa; Chordata; Actinopteri; Osteoglossiformes; Mormyridae. Gene Ontology annotation, biological process: regulation of transcription by RNA polymerase II. Gene Ontology annotation, molecular function: DNA-binding transcription factor activity, RNA polymerase II-specific; RNA polymerase II cis-regulatory region sequence-specific DNA binding.